This is a messenger RNA of Verruconis gallopava, 1877 nucleotides long. RefSeq lists its product as uncharacterized. Bases 307 to 1275 code for a protein of 322 amino acids. The record is from RefSeq and is a predicted model, not a curated record. The transcript has 2 exons. Lineage: Eukaryota; Fungi; Ascomycota; Dothideomycetes; Venturiales; Sympoventuriaceae.
CUUAAAAUGGAGCAGAUGGCCAAUGAGCUACUACCGCCUUAUCAAACGUCCCAAUAUUGAUUCUUUCGCCCAUUCACCUCGCCCGCUCGACUCUGCGUUCCUGGCUUCCUCUCAAACAUUCUAUAAACUCAUCUUUUCGCGAGUCGGCUUGACACUCUUGGAAAAGAGAGACCAGUCGUUCUCAUCUAUCCCAUCAGCAAAUCCUCGGGUUUCUCAGCUAGCCACAGGUUUUGUUUGCCUCCGCGCUUCUUCUCAGUCUCUUUAACAAAUGCCUUUCAGUGAUUAUAUUAAGCCAGCGCGUUAAAGAUGUUCUCUACCACCUUUUCUGCCGUCUUCGAAGUGGAGGAGCUACUCCUGGCACUGAUAUACCAGUUAGAUGUACAAUCGAUCUUUCGACUGGGGAGGACUUGUAAACAGUUCCAGAGAGUUCCAAACCUUGCUUGGGAUGGCAAUACUACUUGGGGUCAAUUCAUGGACGACAAGGACAAGCUAAGAGAUAUAUUUGACCGCACCGGGGCAACCGCCACCGGAGGAGCGCUCAUACGCUUCCUGGGUCGGGAAGCACCUUCAAAAUGGUCAGAUUGGAAGAUUUUGAUUAAUCACUACGAACACGCGAAGGAGAUGGAGCAACUGUUCUUAGCUGAGGGUUUUAAGGCUGUUGAGCUCGACGAGCCUAUAGACUCAAAAUGCUUUCUAAUGGCGUGCAAGCUGACGAACCAGUGCCGGAAUGGUGGAAGCAGCGUGAUAAUCAUAACAUGUCACGGAAGCAACGAGCAACAGGCGGUGCUCAUGACUAAUAAUACGACGGAAGCUGUCACUCUGACUUCGAAACGAGUGGUAUGCAUGUUCCCUUCGCUCGGGUUAUUGCAUCAAUGUGCAUAUCCCUUUGAUGGUAUACCUGACCGAACAAGGACGAAUGGAUAUGAUUGUAUCGCGUCACACGUACUUCCUGGUCAAUACCCUCUGGCCAAAGCAACGAGGUCAGAGCUUGGUCGAAAGCGGUUGCUUGGUGAUGAGCAAUGCUUUAUCAUCCCGUUAUGUGCUGACCCAGGAGGAAAGAGUGUAUGGUCAAUGGAAAUUCGGCCAAAAGGAGGAGUGAUGUGGUCGUUUGAUGGAGGUACAGUGACUUCGCCAUGGCGAAGCGCGAAGUCCAUAAUGGCGAUAUUCCUACAGAGUAGGAAUGGGGGAGAAGCAUCACCGUCGCGGCUUGUUCGAUUGGUUGAACGCGGAGAUAAUAAUGCGAUGAUGCGGCUGAUUCAAAACAGAGCUGAUUAAGCGAGGUGGCAACGUUGACGCCGAAGACAACUACAGCCGUCCUGUGCUGUCACGUGCUGAAAAAUUAGGAGCUGUCCACUCGGCCGUGCAAGAUACGAGAGACUAUUCUUGUCAAACACCGACUACAUCACGAGGGGCCAGAAUAAUUCUGAAGAAUAUCACGACAUCCAGUAUUCAUGUUAAUGUACAUACUACAGACACCGGGCGAUACAUCCAGUAUUACAGAGGAGUCAGCAUAAAUGGUGAGCGAAUUCCUGAUCCUGAAGGGGACUUCCCUUCAUGAGAACGAUUCUGACUGUUCUGGUUUGAUUUUAACUUCGGAUCCGUAGUCGCAUCACAUAGCAGUUAACAAUUUGCAAGGUGCUGAUCAGUGAGAAGAGAAGGGGACUGCUCCUCUCUAUGUCAAGGUCAAGGAAGACUAAAGCGGCAAGGCUGAGCGAAGCCCUGGAGCCAGCGAGGGCUCCAGUGGCAAGAAUGAUAUAAUUUUCUCCAAUUCAGGACUUGAUUCUCGUCGCAUUUCCGUGUAAUAGAUAUAACCUUAGAGGCAGGCAGGUAGAAGAACGAAGACCCUUGUCGUGGUUAGUUAUCAUGCCACAAGAUGA